AGAUGGUGGGAAGAGUGGGGAGGGCGUUAGGACCCUGGAGACACCUGUGCACGCUCCUGGAAAGAUUCCUUCCAUCAUCAGACGCUGAAUGAGCACCUACUACGUGCAUCAAAGACAGUAAACAACUAAUAAUAAUUAUUUGAGUUUUCUCUCUCCAGACCUGGCUCUGUGGCCCCCGUUUUCCUCACCUAAUUUGAUGAACCCCUCAAAACUCUCCUAUUAGGUGGGCUCUAUUAUGACUUUAUUUUUCAGAGAUGAGAAGGGAGGCUCAGAGAGGUUGAGUUACUGUCCAAAAUCACACAGCCAGUCAGGGAAGAGCUGGGGUGCAACCACUGGCCUGCUGGCCCCCCCACUGCGGCGCCCCCUCCUUUCCCCCAGACCACGCCCCCUCCGGAACCUCCUGCUCCUGCUGUGGACCCUCCUGAACUGUGGUUUGGGGGGCAACGCUCAGGGUCCGGGUGAGUGGACUCCAUGGGGUUCCUGGAGCCGCUGUUCUAGCUCUUGCGGGCGAGGGCUCUCCGUGCGCAGCCGGCAAUGCAUCCGGUUUCCCAGGGAAGUGAUGUGCUGGGGGGACACCCACGAGUACCGCCUCUGCCAGCUGCCCGAGUGUCCCCCAGGGGCCGUGCCCUUCCGAGACCUACAAUGUGCCCUCUACAAUGGCCACCCUGUUCUGGGCACCCAGAAGACCUACCAAUGGGUGCCCUUCUACGGUGCACCCAAUCAGUGCGACCUCAACUGCCUGGCGGAGGGGCACGACUUCUAUCACAGCUUCGGCCGCGUGCUGGACGGUACCCCCUGCAGCCCGGGCACCCAGGGACUCUGCGUGGCUGGCCGCUGCCUGAGGCCCGGCUGUGACGGUUUGCUGGGUUCGGAUGCCCGCGAAGACCGCUGCGGCCGCUGCGGCGGCGCCAACGACUCGUGCCUCUUCGUGCAGCGCGUGUUCCGGGAUGCCGGUGCCUUCGCUGGGUACUGGAACGUGACCCUGAUCCCUGAGGGCGCCAGGCACAUCCGCGCCGCCCACCGGAGCCGGAACCACCUGGCGCUGAUGGGGGGCGACGGGCGCUACGUGUUCAACGGGAACUGGGCGGUCAGCCCUCCCGGGACCUACGAGGCAGCGGGCACCAGCGUGGUCUACACCCGCGUCACAGGGUCAGAGGAGACGCUGCGCGCCGCAGGGCCCACCUCCGAAGACCUGCUCCUGCAGGUCCUCCUGCAGGAGCCCAACCCCGGCGUUGAGUUCGAGUUCUGGCUCCCCAGGGAGCGCUAUGGCCCCUUCCAGGCGCAGGCUCAGGCCCAGGGCUGGUCCCUGCGGCAGUCGCAGCCUCGGGAGGUAGAUCCUCGGUCCCCUGACUCUCCCGCUGCCCCCACUGUUAUCCCCCCACGGACCCCAGGCCCCACCCCAGGUGAGCUGGGGACAGCCUGGGCGGGGGCGAGCAGGGAGGCAAAGCCUGUGCCCCUGACUGCACUGCCCCCGCAGACCCCUGCCCACCCUGCCCUGACACCCGCGGUCGUGCCCACCGGCUGCUCCACUAUUGCGGCAGCGACUUUGUGUUCCGGGCCCGCGUGCUGGGCCGCGUCCAGCAGGCCCAGGAGACCCGAUACGAGGUGCGCGUGCAGCUCAUCUACAAGAACCGUUCGCCGCUGCGGGCCCUCGAGUAUGUGUGGGCGCCGAGCCACUGCCCCUGCCCACCGCUGGCCCUCCAUCGGGACUACCUGCUGGCGUCCCGGCGCCUCAUCAGCGCCGAUGGCACUCAGGACUGGCUGCUGCUCCCCCAUGCCGGCUACGCCCGGCCCUGGAGCCCCGCCGAGGACAGCCGCGUGCGCCUGGUCGCCAGACACUGCCCCCUCUGAGCCCCUGGACCAGACCUCUCCACACACGGCUGGCCAGGCUCAAAGUCAGCAUCUUUCCCCUCUUGCCAUAGCUUCCAGGGAGCUCAGAACUAUCUCCCACCUGCAGCUCUGUGACUCCCCACCACACACACUCAGACACCCCUGCACUCAGUCAGAUCCACUGUCGGAAGCAGGCACACACUGGUGAGGAUACACUAAAUGGACUUUUUAGCUCUGAUUUCCUCUCUCACCCUGGAGGCCAGGAAACUCAUAGCUAUUUUACUCUCAGAGACUCUGUGUCUGCUUUUAUUCCCCUUGCCUCACACUCAUUUGCUGGGAGACAUUGUCACGCACAAGCAUGACCCCGACAAAGACAUGCCUAAGGAGACCUUGUAAUGUAUCCAUUUCCCCUCUUGCCCUGGCUACCAGGAAGCUCACCACUGUUUAACCCCUUGACACUCUGUCUCUCCCUUCUCAUUGCCACUUAACACACGCACCCUCACGUAUUCAGACACACUGUUACAAACAGGCAUGCCUACCCAG
Molecule: messenger RNA, 2373 nt
Organism: Kogia breviceps (pygmy sperm whale)
Lineage: Eukaryota; Metazoa; Chordata; Mammalia; Artiodactyla; Physeteridae
Source: RefSeq, a predicted model, not a curated record